CUCGCCCGCCGCUGCUCUCACGCCGUACGCUCCUGCACGCUGUGUCCCAGAAAUGCUCUGGUGGCGUUGCGAGUGACUUGCAGCGAGCAGUGAACUAAGAUUUUUGAUUCAAAAGACGCGUGUAGCACGCGUUCUAUUGGCCUGUCACCCACGGUACCCUCUGUCAACCUGACCUUGCAAGUCACUGGGUGAAGGCAGGGGGUCAGACAGCAGCCUUUCGUGCAAGACAGUGUGCGUUCGCAAAUUCGCACCUACCUUGAUUGAGGCACAUAAAAGGGUGAGCGACGCCAAUUCUCACGACCCAGAGCAUUCCUUGGCGCACGCUGCACUUGACAUCCAGUCACUUCGAUCUCAAGCUGGCGAAUUCACACGGCACAAUCAGCAACACGUGAUCCGGCGAGGUGCCGAGCGCGUUCUGCCGUUAUCUUUGACUAAACUUCAGGGCGCGACCUGACUGUCAACAUCAACCUUCGUGCAAGGCGCCACACGCGACGCCAUCAGCACAACAUCAUGGAUCCGGAUCCGUGGAAGUGGACGUCCACUGCGGUGGCAGACUUCUUCCGCAACCACGCAACAACACUCAUCACCGACAUGCCCAAUGCGCGACUACCAGACCUGGACUCGUUUGCUCAGAAGCUCGAAGAGAAUGACGUCUGCGGAGCGGUACUGUUCGAUGGAGUCGAUUUGGGCUUUCUUCGUGAGGACUGUGGCAUCCGGUCCCUUGGCCAACGCAGUGCAAUAGUACACUGCAUCCGCAAGCUCAAAACAUGGUCAAGAUCAUAUCCUAAAGGAGACGAAGCGCCUGUUCCACAAACGCCUGUGUCUGUGGCUGCCACGCCGGUAGCAAUUCCUGGCAUUGAGCAAGAGCCAGCAUCUCCGGUCCCCAUUUUCGACAGCGCGAACGCCAAACGCGCCGGCGAAAAUAGCGAAGAAGCUGGUAGUGCUCGCAAGAAACGAAGACUCGAGCUCCCUCAGCCCUCGAUUGCCUUAACGGCGCCAAGAGACUCAGCACUGCAUAACCCUGCAGCCUUCCUCGGCAACGAGAAGCUCCCGGUGGACAAUAUAUUCUUCGGCAGCACGCAGAUGGGACAAGAAAUAAGCUACGGAGAUACACCAAAUGCUAUGAUGGUCAAUCCCCCUACACGGGAAGCAUCGCCCCACGCAUUGUCAACGAGCGCAAUUCUCUCAGAAGACGACGACCUGCCGAUAGCCGAACAAUGCUUUCAAUUCCAAGCUCCUACAAAACCUCCCGGACUAUCAGCGUAUGUCAACAAGCAGAUCCGGCAUUUUCUCAAUCUUGACAUUGCCGAAUCGCAAAUCGGUUCUGUCAAGAAGACUAUACGCCACGGGCGGGACGCGAUUGCCAUUGAUCCAUACCCAGAGCGAAUGCUCACAGGCACUACGUCCCGGUCAGCUCUGGUUGUCCAGAUGGCCGAACAUGGGAGGUAUGUUGCGAAGCGGGAGAAUGCUGCCUUUGUCGAUUCGGGCAUCGAGUACAACGAGAUCUCGGUUCAGGGAUUGCCAGAGGCCUCGAACUCUGGUGAAUGGGACUUCCUCGUAGCAAAGCACAAGUCAACAGCUGAUGAGAAGGUACUGCCGGCCUACAUGGACUCUGAUUCAGAGGGCUCACUUCGCUCACUCCAAGAUGAGAUGGAGGAGGAGGAGGAGGUAGAAGAGGACGAGCUUCAGCAGACCAAGCCUGUCGGGUCCCGACUAGACGCGAUGAUCGACAAAGCCUUGCGCGAUAUUGCGGAUGCCUGGAAGGAUAAAAUUCUACCUCGAAUGGAAGAGAAGAAAGCGUGGACUGUCUGGAAGCGAACGCGUCAAAGUCGGACUAUUCGAGACAACUUGAUCAAUGGCUCCCUCGACUUAAUUCACAACCUUGAGCAGAGAGUCCAGAAGUUCAAGACUGAAAUGCAUCAUGGCGAAUGGCGAGAUGAGAAAGAGGUCGCUGAGCAAUGCAAGAUCAUGGAGGCUACUGUCGAGGACAUCGAAGAGCAGCGCUGGAAGAUUGAUGUCUGGCAGAGGAAGAAGGAACCUCAUCACAUCGCUAGACGAGGAGCUCGCCUCGAUUCUGGCCACACUUUUGCAGGUACCAGCACACAGCGCCAAAUUCCCAACGUUCAUGCAAACGACCGCUUCAGUGUGGAGCGCGACGACACCAUUUACGACGCCGUCAACGAUGACGACGACGACUUCCAUUCUGCGCACGGCGAUUUGGACACCACUGAGCCUAUUAUCGAGGGCCAGGAGGAAGACCAAGAUGCGUCAGACGAAUACUCUGUGCAUGACGACAUGGACUUCAUCAACGAUGCAGAAUCACCGGAUGGAGAGGCUGGUGACUUGCUGGCCGAUUCACAUCAAACGCCGAACUGCGACCAGGACGUUGUGCCUGCACACCCGAGCUCGGAGCAUUCAGACUUUGGUCAAGACUUGUCUUCGCCAAGCAUCAAGCCGGAAAAGCGUCAGACUCAACGCAAUGACGCUCAGACUAUGGACAACGACAGAGGCACUGAGUCAGACUACCUGACCAGUCCCAGUGGAAUGUUCAAGAAGCCUGCGAGGAAGCAUAUGAACACCCCGAUCAAGUCACAGAAGAAGAACACUGAGCCAAUUGAGAUAUCUUCAGAUUCCACUCCUGUGAAAGCAAAGCCUCCUAAGAAGAAGAGAAAGAAGAUAGCAUACAGCGCUACUCCCGAAAAUGACAGUGCACAGGAGGUGGCAUCGUGGAAUCUGGACGACCUCGUGAGCGCAAGCGACAGAAAGCGUAUCAUGAUCAGACUCCUCUACGAAAUGGGCCCCGAGAAACGAGCAGCGAUACAACGCAAGAUCAAAGCUCUGCGCAAGUCUCCCUUCAUCGACAAGUUGCGAGAUGUGCUUGCAGUACUUUCCCGAGACUACUCGGGCAGCAAUCAAGACAUCGAUGUGGUAGUUGCAGGCAAACUUUUCCUGGCAUAUACAUAUUGCAAGCCGGAAUGUCUUUUAGAUGACAGCUUUGCAGACAUCCCCUGGUCUUCUGUCUCGACCGAUCGCCUGGCACUCACCACAUUCUGCGGCCUGCUAGAAUUGUUUCUGGAGAAGUCAAAUCUUUGGAGGGCGCCUGCGAAGCCCACUUCCGGACGACAGGGCGAGGUUAUUGACCUCGUCGGCUCAUCCGAAGAGGACGACACACAACUUGCUGGAACCCCGAAGAAGAGGAAGGCCAAGAAGGUCAAGCUCGACAUCAAUGCUGAGCAGUCGCAGGCUGCAGCCUAUUUACGCCAGCAACGCUUCAAGGAAAUGAAGAGUGCUGGGUCCAACUCUCAGGAGCUUCAAGCUAUGAUACAGUCCGACCCCAGCAGAUCUACGGUGGCGAUAAACCCUCUCGCUUCUAAGGAGAACGGGGAGGAGUUCAUCUUUAUCGACAAGAGAAUUGCUCGUGAGCUGAAAGAGCACCAAAUCAACGGGAUACAAUUCAUGUGGCGAGAGCUUACGGCUGGUGGUGAUGAAGGCGGUCAGGGAUGCAUCCUGGCCCACACUAUGGGUCUUGGGAAGACCGUUCAGACCAUCGCUACUCUCGUUGCGAUCAACGAAGCGGCGCAGUCGAAUAAUCCUGCCGUAUAUGAGCAGAUCCCCGAGCACCUUCGCCCUGCUGACAUCCAGGAACGACAACUUCGCAUGCUGAUCCUGGUCCCAGCUGCACUGGUGCAAAACUGGCGUAGAGAGGUGUCUCAAUGGGCACCGCACGUGCUCAAGAACACUUUCGCACUCGAGUCGGGCAAGAAGCGCCAUCAUCUUCUCGCAGAGCUCGGAGAUUGGUACAAGGUCGGUGGGAUGCUAUUCAUUACGUAUACCCUUUUCCAGAAGUACGCCAACUGGAAAGACCCCAUUACUGAGGCCCAUAUCCGCGAGAUUGGUCCGCAGCUCGACAAGUACUUGAUCGAAGGGCCCGAAUUAGUUGUCGCUGAUGAGGUUCAUACCCUGAAGAAUGCCAAAGCCAAAGUCACACAGGCUGCAGCGCGCAUUUGCACCGAGAGCAGGAUUGGACUCACUGGUACACCAAUGAGCAACAACGUGGAUGAGAUCUACUCACUGGUCUCCUUUGCUGCGCCCAACUACCUUGGCGAGAAGAUGUGGUUCAAUCAGCAAUAUUCUAAUCCAAUCGCGCAAGGCAAUCGCAAAGACAGCGAGCCGUACGAGGUCCGGAAAAUGCUGAAGAAGCUUGCGGUGCUUCGCAACCAGAUCGAACCCAAGGUGAACCGUGCCGAUAUCUAUGUUCUGCGUGGCUCGCUGAAGCCGAAGACGGAAUUUGUCAUCAUGAUGCCGCUUUCCAACAUACAGCGAGUGGUCUACAACAAGUAUCUUCAAGCAUUGCGGAAGGAUACAAACAAUCUCGACGGUGUGAUUCCUCAAACGAGGAUCUUUGCCUGGCUUGCAGCCCUUACACUGCUCAUGAACCACCCACUUGCAUUCAAGCGCAAGCUCCUGGACCCGCCCAAGGCGAAAUCGAAGACCAAGAAAAGCAAGCGGGAGUCCACGCCGCCUGCUAGCGACAGCGGCUCUGUAGCACCGUCAGCCGAGAACGACGCAGGUGCUGAGGAUUACGGCAGCAUAGAUGAUGCUGUACAGUCACUCUCCUUCUCAGAUAAGGUCAAGAAGGACAUGGUUGCAGACAUCGAUGAUGAAGCCCGUCCUGAGUACUCCAAGAAGAUGGCAAUGUUGCUCAUCAUACUGCGGCUUGCGGAGAAGUGUGGAGACAAGGUCCUCGUCUUUUCAGGAAGUAUUCCGACCCUUGACAUAGUCGAGGAGGUCAUCAAGCAACGUGGCAUAUCUUGCGGCCGAAUCGAUGGCAGCGUGCCGAUACCCAAACGUCAGCCUGCCAUCGAUAAGUUUCAUGCUGGUACGACCAAAGUCAUGUUGAUGUCAACCAGAGCUGGGGUCGGACUGAAUAUCCAAGGCGCCAACCGUGUUGUCAUCCUUGACUUCGGGUUCAAUCCGUCUCAUGAAGAGCAGGCGGUCGGUCGUGCGUAUCGUAUCGGACAGACCAAGCCAGUGUUCGUGUACCGUUUGGUCAUCGGCGGCACAUUUGAGGACAAUAUCUACGACAAGCAGAUGUUCAAGACCUCUUUGACGCAACGCGUCGUGGACAAGAAGAACCCUCGUCGUAUCGCGCUCGGCAGCGCUGGCGAGUGGCUGUACGAGCCACGAGACAUGCCACAGGAGGACGUACGACAGUGGCUCGACAAAGAUGAAGCUGUUCUGCAUAAGGUGCUUAAGAAACAGCUUGCAGAUGAUGACAAAUAUGAGGGACCACAGAUCAAGAAACUCACAACGAUCGAGACCUUGCAGGAAGAUGCAGCCGAUGCACCUUUGGACGAGACGGAGCAACGUGAAGUGGAGGAGGAAUUGGCUAUGCGACGCAACCAGCGCAUCAUGGAGAAGCAAACAGCCAAUGCUGGAGCUGGAGCUACUGGCUUGAGCGCGAGCCAGAUCAACAUGCCUCCGCCUGGCGUUCCGAGAUCGACGGCGCCCGGUACCCGACCUGCUAAGAGCACGGCCCAGCGACGACCGUCUGCGGUGGUUAAGUUCCCUGUGCGUAUGCCACAUGGUCUACCGAACGUGGCUCGUCCGUCCGGUCCGUCUUCUACCAUGCCGAAUGCGUCUGCUGGCCGGGGCGGUUCACACCAGAACCAAGGCAUUAAUGGUGCACGCCCUACCUCCAGCAACCCGCAGUCGAACAUGCAUGGAAUGCCUUGAGUUGGAUGAGCAUGACAUAAGAGAGGAUGAGACGCCGGAGAUAGGAGGAAGGCGGAGAGACAGAUGGACAUCGCUCUAAUGAGUGGAAGGGCGUUGUGAUGCACGAGGAGUGGAGCAAAAGGAAAACAAAGCAUGCAUUGGCGUUUCACAGACUUUCUGUGGGUCUGAUUUAGCGCGCAGAGAUACCCCUGAGCAGCUAUGCUCUCUUGCUAUGACUGUACAAUGAGACAAUGAUCCUUGACACCCGUCUCCUGAUACUCAUGCUUCGCUCUGAUGAUAUAAUAUUGCUUUUUCGUUUCUCUCGUGACCCCUCGACGCAUUCGCCGCUCGCUUUGCUGCAUUGACUGCCUCUGUGCACUUGUCAUCAGCGGAAGCACUCAAAUCAAAAUUCUCAAGUACUCGCGCCUUUGCUUCCAGUUCAUAUCGCCCAUCACUGCUCCUGAGAAAAAAUCCAAUCAAGUGGCCGCUUGAUGUUCUCGAUUUGCGUCAGAGCCGUAUCGAUUCCAGCAUGGACUCCCGUCCACGAAUCUCCGUCGCGAAGCCAAUAGUUGAGGGCAGUGAAGACGACGACAUGGAAGAUACAGAAGCUGAGCCUAGGCGUGCGUUCCCUGAGUCUCGGAUGGCGUGUUGGCUCUCUGCGAAUUUGCAGGCAAAAAAUCCAGUAGUACAACAUUGGGGUGCUCAACUUCCGCAUUAUUCCCAGAGCGAUACGAUCCAUUUUGAUGUGAGAUUCGCUUGAUUCGUUGUUUCUCUGAUGGAUGGUGGUGGAUAGCUGGUUGUGCUUUUGGAUGCUUGGUUGCUUUGUGGUGGGUGGAAGUUCAGAGAUAAGGUAUCAAAACCAGUUGCCUGUGAGGGCGUCGACAACGCCUAACAACGUGCUGUGCCGCACAUGCCAGCUGAAUUGCUCCUCCGCAAGAAGAGUGGCCAUCACGGCUGAGAUGACAGCAAUGACGAUCCACAGAGCCGCGACUGGUUCCACCGGAUUGCAGGAAAAUCCCCGGUGCUCGAAGUCGAUCAUGAUGGAAAUCGCGUUGCUUGCCG
Cercospora beticola is the source of this 6777-nucleotide messenger RNA. RefSeq lists its product as uncharacterized. Gene Ontology annotation, molecular function: ATP-dependent chromatin remodeler activity; ATP hydrolysis activity; ATP binding. The record is from RefSeq and is a predicted model, not a curated record. Gene Ontology annotation, cellular component: nucleus. Lineage: Eukaryota; Fungi; Ascomycota; Dothideomycetes; Mycosphaerellales; Mycosphaerellaceae.